Neurospora tetraspora is the source of this 1651-nucleotide messenger RNA. RefSeq lists its product as uncharacterized. The record is from RefSeq and is a predicted model, not a curated record. Gene Ontology annotation, molecular function: iron ion binding; procollagen-proline 4-dioxygenase activity; L-ascorbic acid binding. Bases 282 to 1523 code for a protein of 413 amino acids. Gene Ontology annotation, cellular component: endoplasmic reticulum. The transcript has 2 exons. NCBI's taxonomy places the organism in Eukaryota, Fungi, Ascomycota, Sordariomycetes, Sordariales, Sordariaceae. Gene Ontology annotation, biological process: peptidyl-proline hydroxylation to 4-hydroxy-L-proline.
UGUAGUCGGGCGAUGGGAUCUGUCCUCUUCACUUUGCUCUAUAAUAUCUUCAAGUUAUCCCAAGGUCAUGUUAUAUAAAUAAAUACUACUUCUGGCCUUCAUUCGCAGUCCAAGCAAGCGGUUUACUAUCCAUCUAUUCUACUCCGCUCAAAGUACAUCCAUCCCAUCACCGACCGCUCUUUCGCUUUCGUUCGACUCUUAACCUACAUACAUCACAUCACUUCACACACAAACGCCCACCUCCCAAGCUUGCCUCAACUAACGAACACCGACCGGGCAAGAUGUUAUCCUCCCUCCUAACCGAAAUCCAAAAAAUCGUCACCCCCACCGCCCACCAACAACCCCCCAAGAAAGCUCACCCCAAGCCCAUUAAAACCACCUACGAAUCCCUCCCCAUCGAGCUUCCUCCCGGUUUUCUCGCCACCGAACCUGGUGUUACCCCAGUCCCAACUCUGACGGAGAUUGAGUGGGAAAAGACCAAGUUACCCGAGAACAAGGGACUGUACGCGGUGGUGUUGGAUGGAGUACUGACGAGGGAGGAGUGUGAUUCUCUCAAAAAGUUGGCGGAGGGGAGUGUACCUCCUGCACAAUGGGUCCCCGUAGAUCCCGAUGCUGCUGAAGAGUCUUCUUCUAAGGGAGGUGAAGGAGAAACCCCAAACGAGCAGCAGAGCAAAGAAACAGAGACAACAGAGGGGAAGACACCAUGGGGCCCCGCCCUAGUCAACGUCGGAAUGGGCUACGAAGUCCUCACCCCUUCCUACCGCAACUCGUCGCGCAUCAUCUGGGACCAGCAAGAGGUUGUGGACAGGCUUUGGGCGCGAUGCUGUCUUGCUCCCGGACUCCAAAAAAGAUUGGCGGUGCUGGAUUCGAAAACCGAAAGAGAUGCGAAAAUCAUUACUGGACGGUCUUUGGGGGAUGGGCAUGGGGAGCAGCUUGAGCCAAAGGAGGAGGUGGUGGAGAGGUAUGCUAAUGGGAAGAAGAAGGGGAAGAGUAAGCAGCAGAGGAAAGAUAAUGCAAAGGGGAGGACGACGGGGAAGUGGGAGUUUGUCAAAGUCAAUAAACGGAUGAGGUUUUUGAAGUAUGGGGAGGGGCAAUUCUUUAGAGCCCACUGCGACUCCCCCUACCGCGAACUAGACCCCACCAACUCGGACCGAAUCAAUGAGACGUUCUUCACCAUCCACCUCUACCUGAACGACUGCAAAUCGGAAGUGCCCCCAGACCAAAAAGACGAAACCGAACUAGUUGGUGGUGCCACGGCCUUGUUGUCUGCGGACGAGAAGAGGAAGUAUGAUGUUGAGUGUAAGACGGGGAGGGUGCUGAUCUUUCAGCAUCGGAGAGUGUUUCAUGCGGGCGCGGAUGUGGUGAGGGGGGUCAAGUAUAGUGUUAGGACGGAUAUUAUGUAUCGGGAGGUUUUGGAGGAGGAGCAGAAGAAGGAAGAAGAAGAGGGGAAGGGAAAGGAAGAAGAGGUGAAGGUGGAGGUGGAGGGAAAUGAGAAGGCUGAGAAGAUGGCAGACGACAUAUGACAAGCCGCUGAAGGAGGCCGGUGGUGGGAAGUAGUAGGCUUGAUAAUCUUUCGUAACUUGAUAUCUCCUUUUCCAUACUCUUCUCUAGCAGUAGCACAUAGCAAUCAAUCAUAAUCUCUCCCGUGAAC